Molecule: messenger RNA, 1399 nt
Organism: Scleropages formosus (Asian bonytongue)
Lineage: Eukaryota; Metazoa; Chordata; Actinopteri; Osteoglossiformes; Osteoglossidae
Product: cyclin-dependent kinase 6-like
Exons: 6
Coding region: 62-910 (282 amino acids)
Biological process (GO): protein phosphorylation; signal transduction; G1/S transition of mitotic cell cycle
Cellular component (GO): nucleus; cyclin-dependent protein kinase holoenzyme complex; cytoplasm
Molecular function (GO): ATP binding; cyclin binding; cyclin-dependent protein serine/threonine kinase activity
Source: RefSeq, a predicted model, not a curated record
UCAGUAAUGUGGAGUAAUACUAAUGUGCUUGUGACCCCAUGCCGAGGUGUAAGGGUACAGCAUGGAGGCCGGCCACUACGAGGUCCUGGCUGCUGUGGGUGAGGGCGCCUCCGGACGCGUGUUCAAGGCACGCGAGACUGGCGGCUGCCAGCGCCGCGUGGCCCUCGAGAAGGUCAGGGUCCUCGAGCAGAUGGAGGAAGGCGUGCCUGCCUUCGUGAUCCGCGAGGUGGCACUGCUGCGCAAGUUGGAGGCCUUCGACCACCCCAACGUGGUCAAGUUAUUAGAUGUUUCAGUUGAAGUCCAAAAUCAGACCUCAGAGCUGACUUUAGUGUUUGAAUAUGUUGAUCAAGAUUUGUGUGCAUUUCUUGCCUCGGUAGCAGAGACUGGUCUCAGCAGGUGGAAAAUUAAGGACAUAAUGUUACAGCUGCUGCGAGGCCUAGACUUCCUUCACACCAACAUGCUGGUGCACCGGGACCUGAAGCCGCAAAAUGUGCUGGUCAGCAGCCACGGUGAGAUCAAGAUUGCGGAUUUUGGUCUGGCGCGGAUCUACAGCCACCACAUGGCUCUCACGCCCAUCGUGGUGACCCUGUGGUACAGAGCUCCGGAGGUCCUGCUACACUCCGGCUACAUGUCCUCCGUGGACAUGUGGAGCACUGGCUGCAUCUUCGCUGAGCUCUUCCUCCUCAGACCCUUGUUUUGCGGCUAUUCUGACAUACAGCAGCUCCAGAAAAUCAUAGAUGUGAUCGGCCUGCCUGCACAGGAGGACUGGCCUACCGAGAGCCCCAUCCCGUACCCUGCCAACUGGAAGAGUGGUAAUACCUUAAAUCAGCUGCUGCCGAACUUGCACCAGGAAGAGAGGGACUUGCUCUUAGUAAGUUUUAAUGGGUGCGAGUCUUGCAAUAGUGUGUAAAGUAGGAGAUGGAAGUAUUUUUUUUUUUGGAAAUCAGAGCAAUGGUCUUCCUAUUAGUGAAUUGGUCACUGAUUGACGGUACUUUGGGAUUGGCAUAUCCGCAUCUACACUCCUUGGGAUGUUGGUGAAAUGCCCUGUUGGAUUCUGAGUUAAUGAGAAUGACUUUGUUUCUAAAUCAGAAUUCACAGCCCUUUCCUGCCAGGGUGUGAUGGGGGGAACCAGUUUAAAGGCAGCUGGAAUACCUCACUAGCCCAGCGCUGUGAGAAAAGGCUAAGUUGGUAACAGUCCAUUUGAUCGAGGGCCUAAGUUCUGGACUGGAGAUCCUGAUGUACUGUAAGCCACGAGAAACAGGCUUGAGGACCACUGCAGGGAUACAGGUUUCUUUGUAGGGGUGUGUUGGAACAGGGGAUUGACUGUGUUUUGUCGGUGUGCCCACAGCAGUUUCUGGCCUUUAACCCAUCCAAGCGUGUCUCAGCCUUUGAGGCUUUG